This is a messenger RNA of Ostertagia ostertagi, 204 nucleotides long. The record is from the annotation of a GenBank genome assembly. NCBI's taxonomy places the organism in Eukaryota, Metazoa, Nematoda, Chromadorea, Rhabditida, Trichostrongylidae.
AUGCCAUCGCAAUCGCAAUGUGCUCAUUUCAUGGGCCAAUCAUUGCCCCAAACAAGUGCUGAUUUCUGGCGCAUGAUUCUGUUCGAGCAUGUGUCCCAUAUUAUAAUGUUGUGCGACACGAUUGAGCAGGGCAAAAUGAAGUGCGAACAGUAUUGGCCCAAUGAGCAAGACGAAAAGAUGGAAAUCGGAGGUACGGACCACUAA